GACCUAGGGCAGAGCUUGUAGGAGCUUCCUGGUUGAGUGGACACGUGGUUCCGUGUCUGCCUAGCUGCUGCUGCCUGUCAAUGUGCAGCGAUUUCCAGCCUCACUCUUCUCUCCGUUUUAUCCUCCCGUUGAGCACAUCCACGCCGCGGCGUCCCUCCCGCUCCUGCUCCUCCUCAUCCUCGCUCCACCUCGGCAUCCUCUCUGCCCCGGAGCCGCAGACAGACAACGAGGCCAAGCCGUGGUCACUUGCAUUCAGCGUCUGGAGAGAAAGUGCGUGCGUGAGCUUGAGAGUGGUGCCUCCGCCGCCGCCGCCGCCGCCACCGGUCCGUGCAUCUUCUCGCCAUCCCGCCUCGUUGUUUGGGUCAUGACGCUAGAAGCCAUCCGCUAUAAGGCCGGCUCUUUGCAGGUCCUCAACCAGCUGCAACUGCCUCACCAUACCGUGUACGAUGAGAUCCGCUCUGUCCAGGACGCGUACGAGGCCAUCAAGUCUAUGAAGGUGCGGGGUGCUCCUGCCAUAGCCAUUGUGGGGUGCCUGAGCUUGGCUGUGGAGCUGCGGACUGGUGCUGGGGGUGAUGACCCCGUGACCUUCAUCAGAGAGUCCCUGUGUCACCUGACCUCUGCCCGUCCCACGGCCGUCAACAUGGGUCGUGCUGCCAGAGAGCUCAUGGAGUUUGCUGAAAAUGAGAGCAUGGAGAAGAACUCGGAGCAGCUCAGAGAAAGUGUAAUUGCCUGGAUCGAAGACAUGUUGGAGCGCGAUGUCAAUGAUAACAGGAAGAUUGGGAACUAUGGCGCCCAGCACAUCCUGUCUGGCGUCCCGAGGGACUCUGUGACCAUCCUCACACACUGCAACACUGGUUCCCUGGCUACUGCUGGAUACGGCACUGCACUAGGAGUGGUGAGGAGUCUGCACGCGUUGGGCAGGCUGAAGCGCAUGUACUGCACAGAGACACGGCCGUACAACCAGGGCUCCAGGCUGACGGCAUAUGAGGCUGUGGCAGAGGGCAUCCCCGCCACUCUCAUCACAGACAGUAUGGCUGCUCUCACCAUGAGGGAAAUGGACAUCACAGCGGUAGUCGUUGGAGCAGACAGAGUUGUGGCCAAUGGAGAUACAGCAAACAAAGUGGGCACAUAUCAGCUGGCCAUCGCAGCCAAGCACCAUGGCAUCCCCUUCUAUGUGGCAGCACCCAGUACAUCAUGUGACCUCAGCCUGGAGAGUGGCAGGGACAUUAUCAUUGAAGUGCGCCCCCCAGAGGAACUCACCAGUAUAAAUGGAGUCCCCAUUGCUGCCCAAGGUAUUGAAGUAUGGAACCCGGCCUUUGACGUGACUCCACAUCAGCUUAUCACAGGAGGCAUCAUCACAGAGCUGGGGGUGUUUCUGCCGUCAGAGCUCCAGGCAGCGCUCACAGGACGACUCACUGCCCUCUAGACACCCCUCCCCCAAUCCCUGCCCUACACUGGCCCACCUGCACGACUGCACCUCAACAUGUCAGACGCUCACAUUUUAUAGUCCAGACACUGUUAUACAUCCUGAUUAAUUUAGUAAAUGUAUAGUCCUUGUUAUUCAUAAGUAAUACAUACAAACAACCACCCCAAACUGCACAUGAACACACCAAUUUGUCUGUUUCUUAACCCAUUUACAUUGCCAUCAUCUAUGUUCUUCCUUUCUAAAAUGGCUUCUGAAACCUUUUGUAGACCCAAACAAACUUGACAGACAACAAGGUCAAUUGGAGGCAAAUAUUCAGGGCAUACAUUGACAGAAUACUUUCUAAACACUGCAUACAUUUUCUAACUUAAAGUAGUGCUUUUAAUCACUAGUUUCCAAAUGAAAGCUGCUACCCACCUGUAAAUAACCAUGACUGGUAGUGUACAUAUGUAGAGAUACUAAAUCCUGCUAGUAGAAAACAUUGCUAAAUUAACCAAAUGUGUGGUUAUUUAAAUUUGAUAUCAGAUAUGUUAUAUUAACAUUCAACAUCUUGUUUUUCUUGUAGAAUCUUUUGUAGAUGCCCUAAUGUAUAGUUCGUAGUUUCAGAUACGACUUUAAUUGGUUUUCCCUCCAAAUGUUGCAUUUCGCAUGUUAAACAUUGUCACAGUCAAUUGAAGCCUUUUAACAAACCUAAUUACAUUAAUACCUCACUUCAUGUGUGUCUCUUAACGGUGCAUCACAUAUAUUCUGUAUUUAUAUAAUCUGUAUACAGCUACAUAUACACUAUAUGUAACCACACAUAUCAUAUUGCAAACUGCACAGGAUGCUUCUUAAUAAUUUUUAACUGAUAAAAGUGCACCAUACAAUAAUUAAAUGAGAAAAAAAAGUUUAUAUUUUCUUUUUUAAAAGGGGGGGCAUGAAUAAUUAAUCAAACAUUUCAUUGCAUUCAUUGUGUUAAUAUUUAUGAUUAUCAACUUCUACACUAUUGCUCGAUGACUGAUCAGUAAAUCUAAUCUAAAAAAUACAACCAGUUCCUCCAUACUGCUAUAUAGUUUGUAUUUGCAUCAUAAUUUCACAAACAGUCGAAUUAAAAACAAAUUUGCUUCCUAACCUGUGUAUAUAUAUGUGUAUAUAUAUAUAUAUAUAUAUAUCCAACCUUGUAAGCAGCAUAAUUGUCCACUGGCUUGUUGAUUCAUACUAAUCCUUGGUUUACCCUGGGUUUGAACUGGCACAAAUUGCUCCAUGUCCCUGUUUCGAAUGUAAAACUGCUGGUACCUCAGAAAAGCUCCAACUUCUUGCCUUCAUCUUUCACACAGAAUGUUACAUUUAUCAAAUGCUGAACCCAAGCAAUCUAAAGACACAAAUACACCAUCGCAUCCUUGCCAUUAUAAAAUAAUAUACAUGUUAACAAUGUACUUUGUUUUUAUAAUUUAGCAAAUUAGUUACCAGACAAUAUUUUUCCUGUAACAUUGAUGUGUGUGUUUCGUUUUUGUUUGACCACUGAGAACCUGAAAAAUGUCUUGGUUAAAAUCAUAAAAUGUCCACUAUCCUCCUUCACUUAAGUCAUCUCUGCACCCUCUACCCCUUUGUCCACAUUUUCUCUGUUGAACCUUCACUCCUGAUGGUGCUGUUAGAUCAUGUGCUUAAAAAACACUUGUGCAUUUAUAUUCUUUUUGUAUCUAUAAGAUCAUCAAUUUAAAAAAAAGACAUUAAUCCAGACAUAUGUAGCAAUUGUGGUUGUCACCAACAUUUUUUGGUAAACAAAGUUUAAGAAUAUAAUUGCUUAGCCGUGCUUUUUUUAAUUUAUUAUUUCUUAGUGACUAGCUCAUGAAUACACCACACUGGGGAGGCCUCCUCAACCAUAUGCACUACCUCUCCGACAAAGGCAUGAAAGCAAGCACUGAACUGUGAUGGGCUGCGGCAGGGCUGAGUAGUCGAAGUAUAAAUGAUAUUGAUUUCCCCUACUGUUGAUUGAUAAAAGUAUUGUCUGACUUUAAUGAAAUGGCUGAACACUAAUUUAAAGUGCAACAGCUUUCAUCGAGUUUAAACUUUCGGUUGGCUAUUGAGAAUAGAUCAACACAACAAAAUGCUGUCAGUACGUUUAAUCUGGUGCCAAAUUGAAUUGCUGCUAUGUCUGAAUGUGAAAGUGUGUAGCCUGCCAAUGCUGUGGAAGGAGUGUUGUUCAGAUGGCCUCUUACAGUACAAAAUUAUUAAUAUUCACUUGGGUUUAUUUUGUAACCAGUGAAAAUAUUUAACAGGAUUUUCUAAAAAUGUGUAUAUGGAUAUAUACUGUAAAGUGCAGUCAUUAAGAGAUUUCUCUUUCACAAAAAAUAAAUAAAAUAAAUAAACCACAGU
Messenger RNA from Periophthalmus magnuspinnatus, 3778 nucleotides. It is a transcript of the gene mri1, whose product is annotated as methylthioribose-1-phosphate isomerase 1. The transcript has 6 exons. The record is from RefSeq and is a predicted model, not a curated record. Gene Ontology annotation, molecular function: S-methyl-5-thioribose-1-phosphate isomerase activity. Lineage: Eukaryota; Metazoa; Chordata; Actinopteri; Gobiiformes; Gobiidae. Bases 365 to 1426 code for a protein of 353 amino acids.